Molecule: messenger RNA, 3222 nt
Organism: Chiloscyllium plagiosum (whitespotted bambooshark)
Lineage: Eukaryota; Metazoa; Chordata; Chondrichthyes; Orectolobiformes; Hemiscylliidae
Source: RefSeq, a predicted model, not a curated record
CUUGCAGUUUGAAGAUUUGCCUAAUUCAAACUAGAACAUCUGAGGAACGAAAUAUAGGUAAUGAUACCUAUGAGAAACUGUAUACACAGGUGUUAAAAUAUAGGUUAUCAUGGACUGCACAAAGGUGAACAUACUCUCUUUGAUCCUGGCUACUGUGCUUCUAACCGUCUUGUUCUUGCCUGACAUGCUGGAGGCUAACGUGCUGCGCCAGCUCUUUAAAGGGGAUGUUGAUGAACAGAAAGUUACCGUGGAACCCAAAGAAGCAACAAACUUCUUGAGCAAAUUGAAACGCUCUAAACGACAUACAAAACAGUUUCAACAAGACCCAGAUUUCUGGAAUGCGUACCAGCAUUUUCUCGAUAUUGGAUUUAAUGAAGGAGUAUAUGAAAUGGACAAAGUUUAUCUACACUAUCUUCAGGACAAGAGCAGAGAUCAGUCCCAUCAGGCAUAUCAAGCAUAUAUGCAGCGUCUGCGAGAAGAGGAAUGUGACACAACAAAAGAUCCUGAUUGUCAGCCAACUCUUCCCCACAAGCAAGCAGCCUACACUCAGAAGCAAUGUGACCCAUACACAGAUCCAUAUUGUAGAGCAGCAGGGUACUCCUGUGAUCCACAGAAAGAUCCUUAUUGUAGAGCAGCAGGGUACUCCUGUGAUCCACAGAAGGAUCCUUAUUGUAGAACUGAUAAAUACCCCUCUGAAACCCAGAAAGAUGCAUAUGGAAGAGCAGAAAGGUACCCCUGUGAUCCGCAGAAAGAUCCAUACUGCAGACCAGAGCAGUGUGACCCAUACAAAGACCCCAACUGCAGAGUCAAGGUUCAAUCAUGUGACCCCUAUAAAGAUCGCAACUGCGACCCUGAUUCAUAUUAUAAGCACACGUCAUCAGCAUAUGCCUGUGAUCCCCGUUAUGAUUCAAAAUGUAAUCAACAACCUUAUAGUUAUGCCCAAUACGCUCAGUUAGUAAACCAGUAUUGUAAUCCAUAUGAUCCAAACAAUCCACACUGUCAAGUACUGGUUGCCUAUUUAAAGCAAUCAUGUGAUCCAUACUCAGACCCUAACUGCUUUCCAAGAACAAAGAAAGAAGCACAUGCUCCACACCCUGUCUGUGACACUGCCAAGGACCCAUACUGCCACUCCACCCUGGCUGCAUAUAAACACCCGUAUGACUGUGACCCAUAUUAUGAUCAUAACUGUCAAUUGGCAUAUCAUCCGAAAGAUGAGCCUGCAUCAGAUUCUGAGUGUGACCCCAGGUAUGACCCUUACUGUAGUUCUGAUAGGGCUGUAUAUGGUGGUAGACGUGAAUUUAAAUGUGAUCCCUAUCGUGACCCCAACUGUAGACGAAAUGUAAAAUCCAUUGACCAAAGUAUUCAAGAUCGUGACUGUGAUCCUGAAUACGAUCGUGACUGUCGGAGGCCACAAUCCAUGUACAAAGGGAAGACAAAGGAAGGUUAUGAUUGUGAUCUCUAUUACCACCCCGACUGUUAUCCCAUUCAUGAAUCUCAGCCAGAUGAUAACUGUGACCCUCAUGACCCCAACUGUCAUAGAAACGAAGAACGUAAUCAUGUUCCUGAAAACUACAGAAACUGUGAUCCGGAACAUGACCCUUAUUGUGACAGAAGAAGAGCAACAAACAAUUGUGACCCAUACACAGAUCCCGAGUGUUAUUCCCGAUAUCGGGCUAGGGAACAGGAGAGAACAGCCUCAGAGGAUUGUGAUCCACACACAGAUCCCGAGUGUUAUUCCCGAUAUCGGGCUAGGGAACAUGAGAGAACAGCCUCAGAGAAUUGUGACCCAUACACAGAUCCCGAGUGUUAUUCCCGAUAUCGGGCUAGGGAACAGGAGAGAACAGCCUCAGAGAAUUGUGAUCCAUACACAGAUCCAGAAUGUUAUUCCCGAUACCAGGCUAGGGAACAGGAGAGAACAGCCUCAGAGAAUUGUGAUCCAUACACAGAUCCCGAGUGUUAUUCCCGAUAUCGAGAUAGGGAACAAGAACGAACAGCCUCAGAGGAUUGUGAUCCACACACAGAUCCCGAAUGUUAUUCCCGAUACCAGGCUAGGGAACAGGAGAGAACAGCCUCAGAGAAUUGUGAUCCAUACACUGAUCCCGAGUGUUAUUCCCGAUACCGGGCUAGGGAACAGGAGAGAGCAGCCUCAGAGAAUUGUGAUCCACACACAGAUCCCGAAUGUUAUUCCCGAUAUCGAGAUAGGGAACAAGAAAGAACAGCCUCAGAGGAUUGUGAUCCACACACAGAUCCCGAGUGUUAUUCCCGAUAUCGAGCUAGGGAACAGGAGAGAACAGCCUCAGAGAAUUGUGAUCCACACACAGAUCCUGAAUGUUAUUAUUCCCUAUAUCGAGCCAGACAGCAAGAAAGAACAGCAACAGAGAACUGUGAUUCUAAUGUUGACCCUUACUGUGACAGUUCGCAAUCUCAGAUUCAUGAGGAAGUGCAAAACAGAGGAGCCACAGAAGAUUGUGACCCAAAUUAUGAUUCAAGCUGUCAAAAGCAGAUGGAGUUUGAGUGUAACCCCGAUAAUGACCCUAACUGUGGUAAUGAAUUCUCCCAGAUCUAUGAACAAACAAAUGCAAAAGUGUGUGAUCCAUAUGACCCUUAUUGUAGUGGAGUGGCAACAGAAUCUCGUCAGUCAGAACACAAUUGUAACCCUGACUACGAUCCAGACUGUCAUACUUCUCAACCUCAUGAUGAUGACCAAAAACACCAAGAAGAUUGCGACCCAUACCAUGAUUCCAAUUGUCGCAAUGAAAGCGAAGAUUUGUAUGAGCCAGAUUCUGACUGUGACUUUGAAUGCCGCAUGCAACGAUUUGCUGUUACUGACAGAGAUGUGGAUUUCCGUGACACUAGCCGUUAUGAAAUCAUCUGUGAUCCAGACCUUGAAAUACCAUGUCCUUAUGAAAAUGAUAUUAAUGAUGCGACAACAGCUUAUGAUCAGUAUCAUAUGUAUAACCCUUACAGUGCAGGGUAUGAAGAACAAUAUCAAAGUGAUCAGGAGAUUCAUCACAAAUCUGAAAUUGAAGAUGAUUCUGAAGGAACUCCCAAAGUCUAGGAAGAAGGUAAUUAAAUCUGCUCUAGUCUUUUAUCCUUGGUUGGGGAAAGGGAAUUGUGGUGACUUUAUUCUUAUUGUAUUCCUUUGAAUAAUAGAAAAUUGGAGAGAUGUGGAUCGAAGAUAUUGAUCUGAGUAUAUAAAUAAACAAACACAUUUCCCACGAA